This is a messenger RNA of Papaver somniferum (opium poppy), 2336 nucleotides long. RefSeq names its product NEDD8 ultimate buster 1-like. The record is from RefSeq and is a predicted model, not a curated record. Gene Ontology annotation, biological process: regulation of ubiquitin-dependent protein catabolic process. NCBI's taxonomy places the organism in Eukaryota, Viridiplantae, Streptophyta, Magnoliopsida, Ranunculales, Papaveraceae. Gene Ontology annotation, molecular function: protein binding. The transcript has a single exon. The coding region runs from base 402 to 2123 and encodes 573 amino acids.
GUUAAUUUUGGUGAUACUACUUUACACGGAAACUAUCCACUUCUGUGAAAAACAAUGCCAAAGUCGGUCGCUUCAUGAAUCUUUCCUUUUCGAAUCAAAUACAAAUAGGUAAGAGUCUUCCUUUAAAGUCCCUUCUUUUGUGUCAUCUUCCAAUUCUUCUUUGAAAACGAAAUCAUAUCCAUCUUUUCUAAUCAUCUUUGAGUGCCCAAGUUUGAAGUCUUUGUUUAUAGAAGUUAUAAAGGUAUCCUAAAUCUCGAGUUUUUAGGUUGAUUAAAAAUUAGGGCUUUUCUUGGUCACGUCUCUCUAUUAUAUAUAUAUAGAUAGAUUUUAGACCCUAAACAAUUUACUCAAUCACAAUUCUUAAUCUCGUUUAAACCCUAAAAAUCCCUUCUUGAACAUACAUGGAGGCUGAAGGUGAUAAUAGCCCCGUCGUGAACAUGGAGGCUGAUGGUGAUACUAGCACUCCUGCUCGGAUGGCGAAACUGAAGAUCGCCGGAGCAUGGUCAGGUGUGUUAGAAGUUGAUUUACGGGAAUGGACUGUUAUGAUGCUGAGGGAAGAGAUUGCUAAGCGAUCAGGAUCAUCUCUUGCACCGAAUUCAAUCAAUCUUAUCUGUGGUGGUAAAGUUAUGAAAGAUGAGGAAAAUCAGAGUCAACCCAAAUUGAGCGAAUUAGGUUUUAUUAAAAACAAUUCUAAGAUUCUUGCUUCUCGGAUCUCUGUAUCCGACAACGUUGAAGAAGAUCCUCGUACUUCAUUCAAGAAAGAGGAGGAACGGGCGACUACACUUGCUAGAAUUAAAGACGCUGCUGUAUCAUUGGCAAGGAGACAUGCUGAUGGUUCGUUGCCAGUCGAGAAUUUUAAUAUAGAACUGGAGAAUCAGAAUGGAGAGACGUUUCAAUUGGGUUCUGAGACUGAUAGGCAAGGGUUGAUGAUGGGGCUGAUGCUGCACACGAAUGGGAAACAUUUGAUUAAGCAACAAAAGUAUAGGGAUGCUCUAGACGUGCUUAACAUGGGGGAGGAGUCUUUUGCGCUGUGUGAUUCGGCGGUGACUGAGAUGAUUGACAAUGUGCCAAUACUGCAGAUUGAUAUGGUUUGGUGCUACUUUAUGCUAAGAGAUAUCAAGUGGCUUUCCAUGGCGGGUGUGAGGCUUGAAAAAGCUAGAAAAGGGUUGGAACGAUCACAUGGGAAGGACUCGUCUAGAGCUAGAGUCCUUCAGGGAGGUGCUCAGCCUGAGGUUGCUUUGUACCUGCGACUCGAGCUCUUGGAAGGUGUCGUGGCUUAUCACAGUGGCCAGACUGAAAAGGCAUUAAAGUCAUUGAACUCUGCACAAGCUAAAUAUAUUCAGCUUCAGGUGCCAGAUGAAGCUUUAUCAAUGCUUAUGAGUAUGGGCUAUGGGGAAAAAGAGGCAAAGAGAGCACUUAGAAUGAAUAAUCAGAACAUUGAGAGAGCUGCUGGGUUCCUAGUUGAGGAGUACGAAAGGGAUGCACGGAGAAGGGAAGAAGAUAUUCGCCGUGAAAAAGAGAUUAGGGAGCAGAAAAAAUAUGGAGUUACUGCUCUUAAGAAGGCUGUGGAUCUGCAAAGAUUGGAUGAGUUGGUUUCCAUUGGGUUUGAGAAGGAACUUGCUGCAGAAGCACUUAGGAGGAACGAAAACGAUUUUCAAAUGGCCUUGGACGAACUAACGAAUCCAGAAAAAUUUACUGCUAUACAGGUUCUUGUGGCUUCAAAGAAGAGGAAAAGGCUUGGUGAACAUCUUGUGAGAAUGGGGUUUGAUAGAUCAAGAGUGGUUGAAGCUCUGCGGAACUCAGUAACAAAAGAGGAGGCACUGAAUAUAUUAACUAGUCAAGCACCUGGUAAUGCUAGCACAGAUUCUGCUCCUCCGACGCAAUUGCACAACAAUGAAGGAUCAUCGUCUGAUUUGAACAACGUUGAUGCAACAGGAGGUAGUUCUUCGAGUGGCGUCAAUGAGAAUACAGAAGAGAUUAGGGAUGUUGAGAUGGAACAUGUGCUUGCACACGAACUAACAGGAGAUCCCUACGAAGACUAUGAUAUUGAGGUUACAAAAGAAGGUGAAGCUGUUACUGAGUACUUGGCUUUACUGGCUUCUGCAUCCACACCUGUUGUUUAAGAAGACUGUUUCAUAUGUCUUUUGCAGUAGUCCAUAUGGUAGUAAGUAAAUAGUUAUAUAUAGAAAUUUCUAGUAAUUUUCAGUUGAGUAGGAUAGUUUUUGUGAAAUCAUGUUAAGCUUGAUACUGAUGGAUUUAUGGUUAAUGUCAACACUUUUUUGUCAAGACUUAUUAUCUAAGCCAAUACUGUUAUAUAAGAACUUCUCUGCUGCAAA